AUGGAAAUACUAGCAUGCAAUAUUGGAGCUAGAUUGGCCAAUUCAGUGAAGACACAUUUGAGUUUGGAAGGAAUUGAAUCAUUUUUCUGGAGUGAUUCCAUGGACGCUCUGUAUUGGAUUACGAAAGAAGGCCCUUGGAUGAUUUUUGUAUCCAACAGAGUCAGCGAGAUUAGAAGACUCUCAAAAACAUCUGAAUGGAAUUUUGUUCCUGGAGCACAAAAUAUUGCUGAUCUACUCUCAAGAGGAUGCUCGGUAAAAAACUUACUGAAGGAACAAUGGCACGAAGGCCCUGCAUGGUUAAGAGACUCGAGAGAUAAAUGGCCAAAUUUCGCACUUUCACCUGAUGAAAAUAACAUAAGUGCUGAAAAGAAGAAGAUUAUAGUAUCAUCUUCGAAUCAGAAGAGUGACGAAUUCUAUAACAAUAUCUCUUCCUACAAGAAAAUAAUUAGAGUUACAGGUUGGAUAUACCGAUUUUAUGAAAAUUCUAGAGGAUUAAGAAAAAAAUCGGGAAAUUUGUCUAACGAAGAAAUUAAAAGAGCUGAGCUAAAAAUCUUGAGAAAAGUUCAACAUGAUGAAUUGAGUGAGAAGACUCAUCAUCUGAAACCUUUGGCAACAUUUACGGACGAUGAUGGAAUUUUAAGAGUUAAAACGAAGCUUACGAUGAGUAAAGAAGAUGACAAUUUCAAAAUUCCAAUAGUUCUACCGUCCGAUCAUCAUGUUGUGAAGAAUCUUAUUUUAGGCAAACAUCAAGAGCUUGGACAUCCAGGAGUACAAUCUUUAAUGGUGGCUCUUAGAGAAAAUUAUUGGAUUCUUAAAAGCCGAAGAACUAUCAAGAAGAUAAUCAGAACCUGUGUCGUUUGCCAAAGAUUUAGUGUCAAACAACUCGACAUUCCAGAAGGUACACUGCCAGAAGAUCGAGUACGAGAGGCCUCGGUAUUCGAAGCUAUUGGGGUGGACGUCGCUGGUCCUUUGAUUAUAAAAGAAAACAAGAAAGUUUGGAUCCUUAUUUUUACUUGUGCUGUUUAUCGCGCUGUUCAUUUGGAACUACUAGCAGCUUUGUCAACAGACAAUUUCAUUUUAGCUCUGAGAAGAUUUAUAGCGAGAAGAGGUCGCCCGACCAUUAUAUUCUCGGAUAAUGGCACAAAUUUCAUCGGCGCGGACAACUCCUCAAAAAAGGUCAACAUUGAAAAAUUGAAAACAGCAUUUACUCCCAUAAUCUGGAAAUUCAUUCCUCCAAGCGCGCCCUGGUGGGGUGGGUUCUGGGAGCGUUUGAUAGGCAUGCUAAAAAGAAUCCUAAGAAAAGUUUUAGGUAGCUCUUCUUUGAACUACCAAGAAAUGGAGACAGUACUCUGCGACUGCGAAAGUCAAUUAAAUUCUCGUCCUCUGACUUACAUCAGUGACGAUCCCGAUGAUCUGCAUCCUUUAACGCCUGAACUUUUCAUAAAAGACACUCGCAGACUUAGACAAUCUAAAAUCAGACAAUAA
Uloborus diversus is the source of this 1485-nucleotide messenger RNA. RefSeq lists its product as uncharacterized. The transcript has a single exon. Gene Ontology annotation, molecular function: nucleic acid binding. Gene Ontology annotation, biological process: DNA integration. The record is from RefSeq and is a predicted model, not a curated record. NCBI's taxonomy places the organism in Eukaryota, Metazoa, Arthropoda, Arachnida, Araneae, Uloboridae. The coding region runs from base 1 to 1485 and encodes 494 amino acids.